AUUUCUUGACACUUACAGCGAAUGCGCCUCUAAGCAAGACUUGAUCUCCCUUCCAACUGCAUUUCCUCACAAUGGCGGCCUCUAUAAGAGCCAAUUGCAGAAAGGUGAUUUGCAUCGGUCGGAACUAUGCCGACCACAUUACAGAACUCAACAACGCAAAGCCGAAGCAGCCUUUCUUCUUUCUGAAGCCUCCCUCCUCUAUUCUUCUGCCUCGCGAGGGUCCAGUUCUGCGUCCCAAGGGAGUCAGCCUGCACUAUGAGGUGGAAUUAGCGCUGGUGAUGGGCAAGACAGUUCGGGAUCUGGACCCGAACGAUGAGAAGGGUGCUCUGGAUGCGAUUCGCAGCUACCUCCUCGCCAUUGACAUGACCGGCCGGAACGUCCAAGACGAGGCAAAGAAGAAGGGCCUCCCCUGGUCCAUCGCCAAGGGCUUUGACACCUUCCUGCCCAUUUCGGAAGAGAUCCCCAAGGCGCGCAUCCCCGAUCCCCACAAUGCCUUCUUGCGCCUCAGCGUUGGUUCCCAGCUGCGCCAGGCAGAUUCCACCGGCCUCAUGCUCUACCGGAUCCCCAGACAGCUCGCAGAGAUCUCGCGCGUCAUGACCCUGGAGAAGGGCGAUCUUGUUCUGACUGGUACCCCCAAAGGGGUUGGAGAGGUCAAGGCCGGUGACGUGAUGAAGGCUUCCAUCGAGGUGGACGGGAAGGAGAUCGAGGAGGGUAGAAUCGAGGUGGAGGUGAAGGAUCGCGAAGGCAGAUACGUGUACAGUGAGACGUGAUAUCGUGUAUCAAUCGGAUAUUGCACAUUGGGCUAGCUGCUGUAUAUACAACAUCCCCCUGCAACACAAUUCGCAUUGCGGGACCACCCCAAGUUCAAGUACAUUUAGACUAUCAAAUCAUCUUCAUCUGCUGGCACAAU
Molecule: messenger RNA, 910 nt
Organism: Aspergillus novofumigatus IBT 16806
Lineage: Eukaryota; Fungi; Ascomycota; Eurotiomycetes; Eurotiales; Aspergillaceae
Product: fumarylacetoacetate hydrolase family protein
Exons: 3
Coding region: 72-770 (232 amino acids)
Cellular component (GO): mitochondrion
Molecular function (GO): acetylpyruvate hydrolase activity
Source: RefSeq, a predicted model, not a curated record